GUUCUCUGGGCUCGGACCUAGUUGGUGGCGGUAUGGCUAAACGCACCAAGAAGGUCAGCAUCGUUGGUAAAUACAAGACUCGGUAUGGUGCCUCCCUCUGGAAAAUGGUGAAGAAAAUUGAAAUCAGCCAGCACCCCACGUACACCUGCUCCUUCUGUGGCAAAGUCAAGAUGAAGAGACGGGCUGUGGGGAUCUGGCACCGUGGCUCCUGCAUGAAAACGGUAGCUGGUGGUGCCUGGACCUACACCACCACCUCGGCUGUCACAGUGAAGUCCGCCAUCAGAAGACUGAAGGAAUUGAAAGACCAGUAG
Messenger RNA from Tupaia belangeri chinensis (Chinese tree shrew), 311 nucleotides. Its product is annotated as putative 60S ribosomal protein L37a. The record is from RefSeq and is a predicted model, not a curated record. Gene Ontology annotation, cellular component: cytosolic large ribosomal subunit; ribosome. NCBI's taxonomy places the organism in Eukaryota, Metazoa, Chordata, Mammalia, Scandentia, Tupaiidae. The coding region runs from base 33 to 311 and encodes 92 amino acids. Gene Ontology annotation, biological process: translation. Gene Ontology annotation, molecular function: large ribosomal subunit rRNA binding; structural constituent of ribosome. The transcript has a single exon.